UUAAACCCUCGCUUCACGCAUUUCUCACUCCUCACACACUCACACAGUCAUGGCUGAAGCUUCUGUCACGCUUGGGGGCAAGGCUUCUUCUCUCUCCUCCUCCACCGUCUGCGCCGUCGCCGCAGCUCUCUCGCAAGUGCGGAUCGACUCAACUGCACUCGAUAGACUCUCAUCCUCCUCCUUCUCCAAGAAGGCCACCACCGCGACAACGACGUCGUCUUCGUCUAAUCACAACAUCACUGUCCCGGAUUUCCUAACCCUAGAAGAAUCCCGAGCCUUUCUUCUCGUCCUUCUCAACAGCCUCAUCAUUUCCAACGCUCCCUCUCGGACUCCCCUUGUCCUCGCCGAAACUCUCAAUUCCAAUCCUAGCACUUUCCGAUUCGAUGACGCUGACCUCGUCACGGAAGAUGAACUCACAUGCUCCACGCUGCUCGGGAUUUCCGCCAUUCUCGACCAUCACUCCGCCGCGCUGUCCGCGUUGGCGGAUGUGGCAGCCGCGUUCUCCUGCGAGGCCUUGAAGGCUGACGUGGCAGCCUUCAAUUUGAUGGAUUCUGGCGAUGGGCAUAAUUCGAAGGAGGAGGUUGGCGUUGCCGCGGACUUGAGGGUUCUGCUCAACGGAUCCAAGUCGGUUGGUAAGGAGAAGGUUCGAUCCGUCGCGAGGGUUCCCAAGGUUCACGGGAGUGUGAGGGAGCAUGCUAAGUCCGUGCACUCGAGGAUGCGUGUUGAGUUGAAUUCGGGGGUUAAGAGCGCGAUUGGGAGUGAGGAAGCUGUGUGCACCGUUCUGCUGCCGUUGGCGGCAGCAUUGCGUGAACUUGGCGAGUGUAGUUUGGGACGGGCGAAGAGUAAUUUGGAGGGUAUUGGUGGUGGUGAUUUGAAAUUGGGUGUUGGGGAAAUUUUUUGGAAAGAAUGCCCCGUUGGGGAUGGUUUGAGCAGUGGUUUUAACAAGGCUGUUAACUUGUUUUUGGGAAAGGAGUAUGGUAAGUUUGCACACGAGGUCUUUGUGCUGUUGGGGUUGGUUUGGAAAGUUGUGGCAUGGGAAGUUGUGACGGCGGUUGCGGUUCUAGAGGCUGCUGAAUUGAAUGAGGUGAUAAAAGGUGCUAAGGAAAAUGGUGAGAAUCCGAAAGUAGAGGAGAACUCGAAAGCAGAGAAGAAGAAGAAGAAAGUUGUUUUGGGGAAAGGGACUAGCUCGAUUUUGGCAUUGUUCAAGGAGAGGUUACAGAGUCGUGGAAAGUUAGCUUUGGGGACUUGGGUGGCAGAUUUUCUAUCAUUUUUGGAUUUGACCAAACCCGAGUUUAACGAAUUUUUAUUGAAAGUCAAGGAUGUUGUGGAGAGCAAUGAAAGCAGAAGAUUGCCCAAGAUUCCUAAGGGGACUCGUGAUUUUGCUAAAGAACAAAUGACGAUUAGAAAGAAAGCUUUCUCAAUAAUAGAGGAAGUUUUUGAGAGGCAUGGCGCCACUGCCUUAGAUACUCCUGUUUUUGAAUUGCGAGAAACUCUCAUGGGAAAAUACGGAGAAGAUUCAAAGUUGAUUUAUGAUCUUGCUGACCAGGGUGGGGAGCUUCUUUCUUUGAGGUACGACUUGACAGUUCCAUUUGCUAGGUUUGUGGCUAUGAAUGGUCUGACAUCUUUCAAAAGAUACCAAAUAGCUAAGGUUUACAGAAGGGAUAACCCAUCUAAGGGAAGAUACCGUGAAUUUUAUCAAUGUGACUUUGAUAUUGCUGGUACUCCACCUGAAAAAAUGGGCCCAGAUUUUGAGGUCGUUAGGAUUUUGACUGAACUACUUGAUGAGCUGAACAUUGGGGAAUAUGAGAUAAAGUUGAAUCAUAGAAAGUUACUGGAUGGCAUGAUGCAAAUAUGCGGUGUUCCUCCGGAAAAGUUUAGGACAAUAUGUUCAAGCAUUGACAAGUUGGACAAGCAGUCUUUUCAACAGAUAAAAAAAGAAAUGGUGGAAGAAAAAGGAUUAACUGCUGAGACAGCUGACAGAAUUGAAACUUUUGUUAAGGAAAAAGGAUCUCCUUUAGCAUUAUUAUCUAAAUUUAUACAAGAGGGUAGUGAUUUCUCUAAACACGAAGGAGCUUCUGAAGCAUUGAAGGAACUGGAAAUUUUAUUUAUAGCUCUUGAAAAAUCAAAACGGAUUGAUAAGGUGGUUUUUGACUUGAGUCUUGCCAGAGGUCUGGAUUAUUAUACUGGAGUUAUAUUUGAAGCUGUUUUUAAAGGAGGCACUCAGCAGGUUGGUUCAAUUGCUGCUGGUGGGCGAUACGAUAACCUUAUAGGGAUGUUUGGUUCAAAAACAGUGCCGGCAGUUGGUGUGAGUCUGGGAAUUGAGAGAGUGUUUGCCAUAAUGGAGCAACAACAAAAGGAUCAGAACCAGAUGGCUCGUCCAACCAAGACAGAAGUUCUAGUGAGCAUAUUGGGGAAUGAUUUAACACUUGCUGCAGAGCUAGCCGGAGAACUGUGGGAUGCCGGGGUGAAAGCAGAAUUCUUGGUCCAUAAAAGAAGAACGAAGCACUUCGAAUAUGCAAAAGAAUCAAGGAUCCCUUGGAUGGUACUUGUUUAUGAGCAGGAAGUAAAAGAAGAAGGUGUGGUGCAAUUGAAAGAUCUGGAGGCCAAUAUUGAUAUAAAGACUCCUCGAACACAAUUUGUGGAGGAACUUCGUAAACGGUUAUACCCUUAAGGCUCAAGGCUCAACUCAACUUUGUAGUUCAGAUAUCAUUUUAACAUCAAUACUGAGGGAGUGCAAGUUUUGAUGACA
Vigna umbellata (rice bean) is the source of this 2749-nucleotide messenger RNA. The record is from RefSeq and is a predicted model, not a curated record. Lineage: Eukaryota; Viridiplantae; Streptophyta; Magnoliopsida; Fabales; Fabaceae.